CCUUGGCUGAUCCGCCGCCGCCGCUGUCGUCGGCGAUGAAGCUGAUGGAGCCGGCGGCGUCCGCGACGGCCGGGCCGUAUCCGGGGGGCAAGAUGGGGUCGUACACGGGGAGGGAUCCCGGCGUGAAGAAGCCCGGGUGGCUGCGGCAGAGGGCUCCCCAGGGGGAGAGGUUCGACGAGGUGAAGGACUCGCUGUCCCGGCUCAAUCUGAAUACCGUUUGCGAGGAGGCUCAGUGCCCUAACAUUGGGGAGUGUUGGAAUGGCGGAGGAGAUGGUAUUGCCACUGCCACGAUCAUGCUUCUCGGGGAUACCUGCACCCGUGGCUGUCGGUUUUGUGCCGUCAAGACUAGCCGGAACCCUGCGCCGCCUGAUCCAAUGGAACCGGAAAAUACUGCGCAGGCUAUAGCAAGUUGGGGAGUGGAUUACAUAGUCCUAACAAGUGUUGAUCGUGAUGAUAUACCUGAUGGUGGAAGUGGUCAUUUUGCUCAGACUGUCAAGGCCAUGAAGAAGCUCAAGCCAGAGAUCAUGGUCGAGUGUUUGACAUCUGAUUUUCGGGGUGACUUAACUGCCGUAGAGACUCUUGCUCACUCUGGAUUGGAUGUUUUUGCUCACAAUAUUGAAACUGUGAAGCGGCUUCAGCGCAUUGUCAGAGACCCUCGUGCUGGGUAUGAGCAAAGCCUAUCAGUCCUAAACCAUGCAAAGUUGAGCAAGGAAGGAAUGAUAACAAAAUCUUCUAUAAUGUUGGGCCUUGGAGAAUCUGAUGAUGAGUUGAAGGAAGCCAUGGCUGACUUGAGGGCAAUAGACGUUGAUAUCUUGACGCUUGGACAAUAUUUGCAGCCUACUCCACUCCACCUGACAGUAAAAGAGUAUGUAACCCCAGAGAAGUUUGCUUUCUGGAAGGAAUAUGGGGAGUCCCUAGGAUUCCGAUAUGUAGCCAGUGGUCCACUGGUCCGAUCCUCCUAUAGGGCUGGGGAGCUCUUUGUGAAGACAAUGGUGAGAGAAAGGUCCAAGGCUAAUUAAUGACAGUGCUGGAUUUUCUCAGUAAAAUCAUCGCCCUUAUUGGUAGACUUAGAUACUGAAUUACUGAAGCAAAGAGCAACUACUGAAGGAACAGAUAUCAGUUUCAAGAAGUUCCAUGAAUCAGGGAUAUUGAUUGAAGACCUGGUAGGACCGCCUGCAGACUUAUUUUCGCAGUUCCUGUGAAUAUUAAGGUUAUGAGGAUUUCAAAGUCAGUACCUGGUUUAUUUCAGUGAGGUUCUUUAUUUGUUGUUUUCAUGAAUUAUACUUGCAUUUAAAAGGGGAAGCUGAAAAAUUCUUGACAAUGAAUCGAUUUUCUCUCUAUUUGAUUUUAUGUAUGGAUUCUGGUUUGAAAUUCAAAGAUAUUGAAGGCAACAGAAGUUUAGUUCCUUUCUUUCA
Molecule: messenger RNA, 1415 nt
Organism: Syzygium oleosum
Lineage: Eukaryota; Viridiplantae; Streptophyta; Magnoliopsida; Myrtales; Myrtaceae
Product: lipoyl synthase, chloroplastic
Exons: 7
Coding region: 36-1019 (327 amino acids)
Biological process (GO): lipoate biosynthetic process
Cellular component (GO): chloroplast; mitochondrion
Molecular function (GO): lipoate synthase activity; 4 iron, 4 sulfur cluster binding
Source: RefSeq, a predicted model, not a curated record